Molecule: messenger RNA, 1734 nt
Organism: Penicilliopsis zonata CBS 506.65
Lineage: Eukaryota; Fungi; Ascomycota; Eurotiomycetes; Eurotiales; Aspergillaceae
Exons: 2
Coding region: 1-1734 (577 amino acids)
Biological process (GO): protein dephosphorylation
Molecular function (GO): cation binding; protein serine/threonine phosphatase activity
Source: RefSeq, a predicted model, not a curated record
AUGAUUGGGAUUUCUGCGAAGCGGGUAACCGUCCAGGUCUGGACGCUGGCUGACUGCUUCGCUGUAUCCCUGGGGAUCCGCCAUGUCAGCGAUCACUGCGUUCCGUUGUUGAAUAAUAUCAGCAAGGCGACGAAACGGGGCCAAUUCCACGAUUACUUCGUCACGCAUCUGCCGUCGUCUUCUCUUCAUCCGGAUUCCAGGGGUCCUAUCUCCCCCUUCCACAAACUCCCUCGAUCCGCCUCCGUGCCUCAUACGGGCGAAAUUUCGCAUUCGCCAGCCCUGCUGCACCCGCUGGUAGGCCGUGAGACGACGGUGGUGCGGAUCCCGCUGCGGAGCGCGAAGCAUCACUUUGGCGUCGCGACGUCGCGGGGCACCCGUCCGGCAAACGAGGAUGCCCAUCAGGCCGGGGUGCUCGAUAUCCCGGCCUUUGCCAAACGGGCCCCCAGAUCCCUGACUAUCCGGCGAUCGGGCGCGUCUAACCCGCCGCCUCUGGAAAAUCGUGCUGCGGACACAGCGAGCGGGGAUCCGCAAGUAUUCUACUUUGGCAUCUUCGACGGCCAUGGCGGAGCAGAGUGCAGUAACUUUCUACGGGAGAACUUACACGAGUACAUACAGUGCGCGGCGGCGGAAUUCGAGCUACAGUCUAGUAUAAGGCAGGAAAGGAGAAGCCUGCCAGGCGAGGCGGGCGAGGCGGGCGAAUGUACAAAGGAUGAGCUCGAAGACACCGAGUCUUCCCAACAGCUUCUGCCGAUUGUUCAGAGAGGGAAUUCCCAAAGAAUUAGUGAACUGGAAAGGGAACUCUUGGACGACUGGAGGGGUAUGGUUGGAGGGUAUUUCAAGAGAUUCGUCCCGCCGCAUUUUUCGUGUUUGAGCCAGAAAGCGGACUCGACAAGUGAUGCGGUGGACGACGGCGAUCGCGGGGUCACCAUUGAAGAGGUGAUGGAAUACGCGUUUCUGCGAGCAGACCUAGACUUUGUGUCGGCGCAAGCAGCGAAGCGGGACGACGACGUCGUUCAGGCCGACCAGCCUCUGAACGAAGACGACAUUUUGUACAGCCCCAGCCAGACGCGCUCGUUGAAGAUCGGGGGCCGCAAACGCUUCAAAGGUGGAAGCACCUGCAGUGUGGCCAUGAUCUCCACCCCGACGCCCGCGCCCUUCUGGCAUCCCGCUGCACCGUCGAGUCUUCUCAUCUCGCAUGUAGGCGAUACGAGGAUCCUACUCUGUUCGACGACAAACGGGCUUGCCAUCCCUCUUACUUCCGACCACCACCCUUCUUCACCCAUCGAGGCGAACCGGCUGCGCCGCUAUGCGGCGACGUUUGUCACCGAUUCGUUCGGCGAGGAGCGCAUGAGCGGGCUGGCCAACACCCGAGCCUUUGGUGACAUGCAGUCGAAACGAAUCGGAGUCUCCGCGGAGCCGGAGAUCAAACGCAUCGAGAUGGGCCCCGCAGAAUACUCGUUCUUGGUUCUUAUGUCCGAUGGGAUCAGCGGUACGCUCCAAGAUCAGGAGAUCGUCGAUAUCGUCAAGGAGGCCAAAACCCCGGACCAAGGCGCACGCGACGUCGUCAGCUUCGCAACCGAGGUCACCAAGGAAGGCGACAACGCAACGUGUCUCGUGGUCCGACUUGGCGGCUGGGAGCGGCGACUAGAAGGAGGCGUCGGCAGUAUGGGCACCAAGGAGUCGCGGGAAUGGCGACGACAGGAUGCGACAGAUCCGCGCAGGUCACGGAGAUGA